AACUGGUCUGGUCUGCCGGGACGGUGUAUAAUGUCAUUGUCAGAACAGACCACUGACGGACUCUUCAAAACACAAUUUGAUAUUCACAACUGCCUAAACAUACUUGGAUUCGCGUUAUUCGGAUUCUUGUUUUAUUUAUACACACAGCCCAAGCGCAACACUACUUAUAUUCAAGGAUAAACACGGUUUCCUGGAGCAGUCGACCGAGACUUUCUGUGUUAUGACGGGGGACUGACAGAGUUUACCGCAGUGUAGCUCACAGCGCAUCCAGGAUGAAGCGUCCAGUGUUCGGGUUGUCCACCGUCUGCGGUGUUUUCAUAGUCUGGACAUUGUUUUCGGGGCCGUUGGGCUCCUCAUACCCUCUUGAAGGAGGAACAGAUUCACCCAAGUUCAGGUUCGUGGAUGAAUUUGAUCAGUUCAAGUUCAGGUUCAACUGGCACAACAUGUCCUGCGCGGUGUGUAAAGCGAUCUUUGCCACGGUUGAUAUCGCGCUGCUGAGUGACUCAAACAUGGAGCGUGUGGCGCAUGUUUUGGGAGAGGCCUGCGUUCGACUACAUCUGGCCGAUCCACUAGUAUGCCGAGAAAUCACCGAGCUCUUCCGAAACGAUGUCAUCCGUGCACUCCAAGAGUCUGUCCUUUGGCCCUCGGAGGCUUGUGGUCUUCUGGUUGGACCUACGUGUGGCCAUUUUGAUAUUUAUGCCCCCUGGAAUGUGUCUCUGCCGCGGGUCCCCAAACCCCCAGUUAAACCACCCACCCCUCCCAAACUGGGCUCUCCACAAAACAGAAUCCUCUUCCUCACAGAUAUCCACUGGGAUGCGGAGUAUUCCGAAGGCAGUCUCAUAGACUGUAAAUUGCCACUUUGCUGUCGAAAUGACUCUGGAAGGGCCAGUUGGAAGCACACCGGAGCCGGAUACUGGGGCACGUAUGGUAAAUGUGACCUGCCUUUGCGCACAAUAGAAAACCUUCUCCAAAACUUAGCCAAAUCCGGCCCGUGGGAUUGGGUGUACUGGACAGGAGACAUUCCAGCACACAAUGUGUGGUCUCAGACUCGGUCACAGCAGCUGAACGAGCUCAUCACCAUCACUAGACUCAUACGCAAAUACCUGGGGCCUAAUGUAACUGUGUACCCAGCAGUUGGGAAUCAUGAGAGCACACCGGUGAAUAGUUUCCCACCUCCGUUUGUCCAUGGAAAUCGGUCGUCCAGCUGGCUUUAUGACACCAUGGCUGAGGAGUGGGCACCCUGGCUGCCAAAGGAUGCUCUGGAGACGAUACGUCGUGGAGGUUUUUACACGGCUGAAGUUCAGCGUGGUUUGAGGGUGGUGUCUUUGAACAUGAACUUCUGUGCACGAGAGAACUACUGGCUGCUGGUGAACUCCACAGACCCGGCAGAUCAGCUCCAGUGGCUCAUUCAUAUACUACAAGAGUCAGAGAACAAGGGAGAGAAGGUCCACAUUAUCGGUCACAUCCCCCCAGGACUCUGCCUAAGCAAUUGGAGUUGGAAUUACUAUCAUAUAGUGAACAGAUAUGAAAGCACCAUAACCGGUCAGUUUUUCGGACAUACGCAUGUCGAUGAGUUUCAGAUGUUCUACGAUGAAGAUACACUGACCCGGCCACUGAGUGUGGCUUUUAUCGCCCCAAGUGUGACAACUUAUAUUAACCUGAACCCAGGAUAUCGUGUGUAUUAUGUGGAUGGAAACUACCCAGGCAGCAGUAGGAUGGUUUUGGAUCACGAGACUUUUAUUCUCAACCUGACUCUGGCCAACAACCAGCCUUCAAAACCUGACCCCAACCCCUCAUGGACCUUAUUGUACCGUGCAUCCAAGGCCUACGGUUUGUCCACUCUCUUCCCAUCAGACAUGGACGCUUUAAUCAAACUCAUGAAGAAUGAUGACCGCGUCUUCCAGCGCUUUUGGUACCUCUUUCACAAAGGCCACGUCUCAAAGCCCUGCGCAGACACUUGCAAGACGUCACUAAUCUGCCUCCUGCACAGCGGACGAUACGACCUUAUAUCGCAGUGUGGCGUGCUACACGGAGAUAAACACUCUGUUAGGAAGACAAUUUGUUGAGAAAAUAUGAAACUAGCCAUAGAGAUCUAAUGGGUAUAAUACCACACCAACAUCACAGACACUUUAAUUUAAAGUUCUUUUUGUAGCAUUUCUUACAUUUGUCCUUGAAAUCAUCAAACUUUGGUUCCAUAUUUUUUUGGUUCUUCUUUUACAGUUUGCGAUUAGCUGACUUGCUAUGGACAUCGUUGGUAUUAAACACCAUCAGGUGUCUGUCGAGAUAGUUAAAAAGUCAGCAGUUGUUGUAAAGAUGUAAUUUAGGGCAGAGAACCAAAGUAAAGUAUUAAUGGUUGAAAGUGGAACAGGUAGUGACUUCACUGAAUCAUGUGGCGUGUUAGUGCCUCAUAAAAACCACAACUGCUCAGGCCUCGUUCUCACUAACGUGGUUGUGUGUUUCGCGUCACGCUCGAGUGGAUUGUGGUCUGUCACUUUAGAAGUGUUUUGUGUUCUCACUUACUGCAUUGACCUAUAGUUCGCACACAUGGUUUAUGAUUCAACCCCAAAUUGUUAAACUUGAUGUCAAUUCCUAAUGCAGUGAUGAGAUUGUGACCAUGUGAUUGUUUCUCUGUCACACUUGAAAAUUUUGCAAUUAUAGUGGGGUUUUAUGAAUGUUAAAAUGGAUUGUCUGAACGUCUUGAUUAUUAAAUGAAGAAAAGGGUGAUUUGUUUGUAGAUUAAAGCUAUGUACAGUACCGUUCAAAUGUUUGAAAUGCAUAAUUUUGAGCGACUAUGCAUUAAAUGUUGCAUAUGCAUAAAGUGGCAUAUGUUAAUGGUACAAUUUUCUGUUCCAAAUAAAAGCUGUUUGCACUUUCAAUUCAUAACAUUUUCAAGUAGUACAACUGUUUUAAACAUUAAUAAAACUGAGAAAUGUUUAGGUACUCAGCAUAUUAGAAUAUUUUCUGAAGGAUCAUGUGACGCUUAUAAGUCUGGAGUAAUGAUGCUGAAAAUUCAGUUUUGUAUCACAGGAAUAAAUUACAUUUUAGAUAA
Messenger RNA from Labeo rohita (rohu), 3049 nucleotides. It is a transcript of the gene smpd1, whose product is annotated as sphingomyelin phosphodiesterase 1. The transcript is spliced from 6 exons. Bases 273 to 2066 code for a protein of 597 amino acids. NCBI's taxonomy places the organism in Eukaryota, Metazoa, Chordata, Actinopteri, Cypriniformes, Cyprinidae. Gene Ontology annotation, molecular function: acid sphingomyelin phosphodiesterase activity. Gene Ontology annotation, biological process: ceramide biosynthetic process; sphingomyelin catabolic process. The record is from RefSeq and is a predicted model, not a curated record. Gene Ontology annotation, cellular component: lysosome.